Messenger RNA from Physella acuta, 1625 nucleotides. RefSeq lists its product as uncharacterized. NCBI's taxonomy places the organism in Eukaryota, Metazoa, Mollusca, Gastropoda, Physidae. The record is from RefSeq and is a predicted model, not a curated record.
GGAGAACAGCAGGAUGUUAUUUGGGUUGCUGAGUGGUUGGAGGUAGUGCCAUUUAGAUGGUUGGCACAUUGUUCGUGGUGUCAUUAGAUGGUUGGCACAUUGUUCGUGGUGUCAUUAGAUGGUUGGCACAUUGUUCGUGGUGUUAGAGAAUGAGACACACCACCUUAACACCUGCGUGUGUCCUGUGUGUUCUGGUGAUUUUUGUGGGUACGUUGUCAGGUGCCACAGGCAGGUUGGAAGAAGCGGUGUUUACAGUAAACAACGUUGAUCGUGUUGAUGGUGUUGAUCCUGGCCACCACAGCUACCGGAUGCUAGAGGGCGUCACGGCUACCUUCAACUGUACGGCUACUGGCUACAGGCAUGGUGACACGCUCACCAUCUCAGUGGGAGCUGGUGACAACUUGAAUGUCACCAAAACACACAAUUACACAAGUGACAUCUUGAAUGUCACCAAAACACACAAUUACACAAGUGACAUCUUGAAUGUCACCAAAACACACAAUUACACAAGUGACAUCCUAAAUGUCACAGAGUCACAAACUGUCACAUACACCAUACACAACGUCACGUGUGCUGAUAUGGGCACAUACACGUGUACAGUGGGACAUACAGGACAAAGGUCACAUGACAUCAACAUACAUCUACUGAUAUGGCAUUGUCCCCCCCAACUGUGUCGGGUCCAGCACCAUCAGCAGACUAUCACAGCUGUACCAUACAGACCAGCUGAUGUGUCCUUCUGUGUCGUGACACACCCAGUUCACACACCCCACCCCCUGCUAAAGAUUGGGGACACAACCCUGACCCCAGGGGGAGAUGACCCACUGUACAUCUUCAACUGGACCCACCUUGGGGGGUUGUACCACACCGUCCAGCUUCACAUAAAGAACGUCACUCAGUUCCAGUACAUGAACCUAGUGCUCUUCACAUCAGAGAGAAAAGUCUUGGCACACAGGAUCAAAGUUAGACCAGAUGAGAAGAUAGAGUUUAAUCACCAAGUCGACUACAACAACAGUGAGCUGAUUUUAACCUGCAAGGCUACAGGCUACCCAAUAGAUGUUCAAAUCAGUUCGCGUAAAAAUCAGACACUUCUUAGUUUAAAAAAUAACACAAAGGGCGAUAACUCUAGACGUUUAGAGUACGUGGAAAUGGAUCUGUCGUGUGAGCGCCACAUGAGAACGUUCGAAUGUCGAGCAACUUCCAUCUUUGAGGGUCAGCUUACAGCAUCAACUGACGUCAACCUAACAUGGUGUCCCAUCAGUUUCUGCGACCAAAGUUUUACCGGUGAAGUGAAGGCUGUGAUAGGGAAACCUCUGAGGUUCACCUUCUGUGUCGUCUCGGGUUCGAAUCUCUCCGCCUCUAGGCUGGUUUAUGGCGAGAAGGUCAACAUUCAACCAAAACAUGUCGACUUUCAAUACACCGUUGCCAUGGAGAUUAGUGACGUUACCAGCCACUACAUGAACCGUAACUUGACUUUACUGGCAGACGACAGGAACCUUUCUAUAUUUAUCACAGAAAAUCUAGGUCAGUCCACGACUCAUGCCGGUACAGCUUUGUGUCGAUUGAAGGUAGAAGUGAGCUCAACAUUAUCAGGUGUUAGAAGGUCAUGGCCGUACAUCUUAUGUUGA